AUGGUUUAUACAAGAAUCACAGGCUUCUUCUCUCCUAAGAGCAUUUAUCCACUAGCAGCACCAUCCAGCUCAGAGAAAGAAUGGAUCUUUACACUCUGGACAAGCACAACUCCUCCAAGACCAAUAUUAUGUAAAAUGCCACACUCUUGCUACAUGAGCCUCAAAAUGGAACCAAUAUUCAGAGACAGUAUAUACGAUAUCAGUGUUUGGGGCUACAUCCUGAAAUACGGUAGCGACAGAUGUUUGGAGAGCCGUACUUUGGGUACAAAUACCUUGGUACUGAUGACCGUAUACACCGAACUUAAGCCCAAGCGCUGUAUGCUAACGGCCAUGUUAUUGAUCAUGCGAAAUCCAAUGCCCACAAUCCACUGUGUCGAGCGAGUACCCGAUAGGAAGACAUUGACCGUAAUUGUCACCGUCAAGGUUGCUGUGCGUAUAUCAAAGGAAUCCAAUCCAAGAUCAGUGUCUUCAACACCUGUUAUGAUAUAUGUCAUUCUUUCGGCACCAGAAAACAAAAUGACACCUUCCCCUUCCUCCUUGCUACCACCAGCACUUCUGCCAUUACCAUCACUGCAAACACCCAGAUUUACACAUUUACCAAUCAUAAAAUCAGCAACAAAACCUUCGGCACUAUUUACACUAUGGCCUGUUACUCGUAAAACUACCAAAGAAUACCAAUUUAAAAGAAAAUCGCAUAUAUAUUCAAACAAUACUGGCUCAAGAGUAAUCAUUAAAAUUCAAGAGAAUGACUAG
Phycomyces blakesleeanus NRRL 1555(-) is the source of this 753-nucleotide messenger RNA. RefSeq lists its product as hypothetical. The coding region runs from base 1 to 753 and encodes 250 amino acids. The record is from RefSeq and is a predicted model, not a curated record. The transcript has 2 exons. Lineage: Eukaryota; Fungi; Mucoromycota; Mucoromycetes; Mucorales; Phycomycetaceae.